UAACCGGCUCUUGGGCUAGUGCUGCUGUAGCAGUUGACACCCUCCCAAACCUCGGCAGCCGCAAAGCUGCUCAGUCGACAUGGCAAGAAAAUAUCGCAAUCUUAUCCCUAAAACGGAUGAAAAUCUUCCGUAUCGUUUGGAAUGAUAUUCAUCAUGCAAUGUAAUCCAACAUCCACAAUGUGUGGGGACAUUUAAGAACAAUUGAGUUCGAAAGAAGAAAUUUUGAUUCCAGUGGAAUCUUCCAUAUAUAAUUAUUAUAUUAUUAUUAUAUAUUUUCUGUGUUAAGAUAGAUUUACACACACUUGUCCCAUCAUCAUAUAACCAUGCCAGUGCAAGCACCUCAAUGGACAGAGUUCCUGUUGUGCCCAAUCUGCACGCAGACAUUUGAGGAGACUGUUCGACGGCCUAUUAGCUUGGGCUGUGGACACACUGUCUGCAAGAUGUGCCUGAACAAGUUGCACCGAAAGGCCUGUCCCUUUGACCAGACGGCCAUCAGCACGGACAUUGAACAGUUACCUGUUAACACAGCCUUGUUGCAGCUGGUUGGAGGCCAGGUUCCUAAAGCUCAGCCUGUUGCGUUGAUCACCAGUCCAGAAGAUUCACAACAUUAUGAGGAAGCCAGGCAGUGUGUGGAGGAGCUUGCUCUAUACCUCAAACCUCUCAGCAAUACUAGAGGUGUAGGCCUGAGCAGCACUGCACAAAGCAUUCUCAGCCGACCCAUGCAGAGAAAACUGGUGACACUCGUCCACUGUCAGCUGGUAGAGGAGGAGGGCCGUGUGAGGGCAAUGAGAGCUGCCCGCAGUUUGGGUGAAAGAACAGUCACAGAACUGAUUUUACAGCAUCAAAAUCCUCAGCAGCUUUCCUCCAACCUGUGGGCUGCUGUCCGAGCACGAGGAUGCCAGUUUCUUGGUCCAGCGAUGCAGGAAGAGGCUCUAAAACUGGUUCUUCUAGCUUUAGAAGAUGGCUCUGCACUAUCCAGAAAAGUAUUAGUUCUUUUUGUAGUCCAGAGGUUAGAACCCCGCUUUCCACAGGCAUCAAAAACUAGCAUAGGCCAUGUGGUGCAGCUCCUCUACAGGGCAUCCUGCUUCAAGGUGACAAAGCGCGAUGAAGAUUCAUCUCUAAUGCAACUAAAGGAGGAGUUUCGUACAUAUGAGGCUUUGAGGAGGGAACAUGACUCUCAGAUUGUUCAGAUUGCUAUGGAGGGUGGCCUACGCAUUGCACCAGACCAAUGGUCUUCUUUGUUGUAUGGAGAUCAGUCUCAUAAGUCACAUAUGCAGUCUAUUAUAGAUAAGCUGCAAACUCCUGCAUCGUUUGCUCAGAGUGUUCAAGAGCUGACAAUAGCACUGCAGAGGACUGGUGACCCAGCUAAUUUAAACAGGCUUCGACCCCACUUGGAACUACUGGCUAAUAUUGAUCCCAGCCCUGAUGCUCCACCUCCAACCUGGGAACAACUAGAGAAGGGAUUGGUUGCAGUAAAGACUGUUGUUCACGGUCUGGUGGACUUCAUCCAGAAUCACAGCAAGAAAGGAGCCGACCCUCAACAGCCUCCUCAACACAGCAAGUAUAAAACAUACAUGUGUCGUGACAUGAAGCAAAAGGGAGGAUGUCCUCGUGGUGCAAGUUGUACCUUUGCUCAUUCUCAGGAGGAACUGGAGAAAUAUCGGAAAAUGAAUAAACGACUGGCAGCUCGCCUUCCUGGAAGUGGAGGGCUCAUGCCAGAAGAUGGCCUUCCCCUAGAUGUGGCCGUAACCCGGAAGCCUUCGCCUCUCACCAACGGCAGUGGGGCGCCUUCCCUUCCCCAGCUCAUUGCCCGUGGCACUGAUUCAGUUUCUUAUGAACUGCUCCGCAAACCUGUCAAAAUGGAUGGAGGCAGUCCCAGUGCACCCGGAUCACCACCUGAUGUACUGGAGCCUAUUCCCAAACCUGGCAUGCCACUACCACCUCAUAGCAUGGCUCAUCCCCGGCUGCCCACAGACCAUCACUCUGGGGUCAAGCCGAUGCCUGUAGUGGCCAGAGGUUCUUAUCCACAGCCUCAGUUAACUGAUAUGUACUGUAUUAGGCCACCCUCUGCUUCUCAGUAUGAGCCCUCCCAGUAUCCUACAGGGUACCAUUAUCAACAACCACCACAAUAUGUCACCCGAGACUAUGUCCGUAAUCCUCAACCCCCCAGUGAGGCAGGUGGCCCACCUUACCAGGAUCCUUAUCCUGGCUAUGCACCACCUGAGCGGCCGUACCAGGCAUCCCACUCUGGUCCUCCCUUCUCCUAUCCUCAUCCACAGCACUAUGAUAGAGGUCGGCAUGGCAACUACAACGGCCCCCCACCGCCGCCACAGCCAUAUCCACCACAGAGGGAAAGUCUUGUCAGAAUGAGCCCCGCUCCACUUGAUGUUCCCCCACAGUCAGGGCAGGCCAACUCACUAUACCAUCAAGAGCCAAAUCCUCGCGAUAGAUACCCACCUGAUGGCUACUAUCCACCAGGCACACAGCCCCCACCCAUGAGACCAUAUGUCAGGGGCUCAUCUUACACAGGCUCACAGCAUAGUCUGGACUACUUACAUCGUCGCCGGCAGGAGCUAUUGUCACAGCUGGAGGAACGGAAGGUCAUCUCCCCACCUCCAUUUGCUGCAUCUCCAACGCUUUCUCACGCAUUUCCCAGUGAUUACCCGCACGAGUACGGUGAUGAGAGCUCAAAAACAAUUGUGAAAUGUAGGGAGCCAGAUUAUGCCAGUCAAUAUUCUCCUUGGUCAUGUGAUACAAUUGGUUCCUACAUUGGUACAAAAGAUGCCAAACCCAAAGACGUUAUGGUUCCAGGGAGCAUGGAUAUGAUGAAUGUAGAAGCAAAAAAUCUCAGAGAGCCAUCACUGGAGACUCCUCGACGGGGAACAGAAGUCAAGGAUGAUGAUCCUAUUAUCCCUUUUGGUCCUCAGCCCACUGUGUCCCGAUUUGGUGCCAUUUCCCGCACCUCAAAGACUGGCUACCAACCUACCGGCCCUAUACCGACGAUUGUCGCUAGCUCUCAGAAUCCUAGCUCAAAACAUGCCAUGCCAGAAUAUUCAUAUGGAAGCCAUGGAGGAUGGGGUGGAGCGUCAUACCCCUCCCAUCAGCCAACCUCUUCCUCUCAGGGACACUUUGAGCGAGAACAGUUAAAGAUUGAACUGCAGCAGGUCAACCAACAGAUUACCCAGCAGACACAGAUGCAUAGCAUCGAAGCUGCUAGUAACUCCUUAAUGUUGCAAAGGGAAGCCAGUGCCCUUGCAGGCCAGGCUAGCCAGAGCCAAACAGUGCAGCAACAGCCAAAGUGGCCUCCAGGGGGCACAAAUGCCACAACAGUUUCCAGCGAACAGCUCAGCCUGGAGCUGCAUCAGGUGGAACGAGAGAUUGGCAAGAGAACAAGAGAAAUGGCCAUGGAAAACCAAGUAGCCCAUGAGCAGUUUAAAAUGAAACCUGCAGAGAAUGGACAACCAGAGCCAAAGGCGCAGUUAGAGGAAAUCUCACUGGCCCUAAGUGAGGUGUCUAACGGCUCCAGCAGUUUGCAAGAAAGUGCAGUGGGCGGGUCCAUGCUGUCACUGACCAAUAAGACAUCUGCAUUGAGUCUGUGCUCAGAUCCAGGUGCUGCUGGUUCAGAGAUUCAGAAAAAUGGUGUGGUCCAUUCAUGCUCUUAGUCAUGAGAUACAGAUUGACACUGCACACACCUACAGAAGAGAUGCUCAGUUGAAAAGCAUGCACAGGCACACAAACCAUUCUAUUUAGAAGAUGAGCAGUAUCUGCCGUGAUAUAAAUUUUCUUUCUUUUUGUUCUGUGAAUGAGCUUUUUAAUGAUUUUCCUUGCCUGGAAACCAGAGCAUAUGAUAACAUUUCUCGUGUCUGUGUUUUUUGUGUUGUUUUUUACUGGGAUUAUACUUUAACAAGGCUCACGGAAAAUAUAUCAGGAAAAGAAAUAGUGGUGAUGCUGAAAGUAGUAUCAGUUUAUUUAAAAGGACAAACUUUCACCUUUGUAUUUCUGGUUUACUAUUUGCCUUUUGCCUUUUUGAGCGCAGUUUACAAGAAGACAAUGUCUCAGCCCAAUUAGUUGCUUGUUAAAUUAGGACCUCUUUCAUGGGAUCGUAGGAUGGAAAGUGAGGUUGAGUGCAUGGAGCUUACCCCCAAAGUUGUAAAAAAAAAAAGGAAAAAAAAAGAAAAGUGGUUGUCCAGAUUAUGAUGGUCUGAGAAGGCGAAUAUUCUAAAUGAGGCCUUCAGUAUUAAAAUGAAGUGAUAAUGUUCAAAAAUGUGGCUGCACCUUCUGCCACAUGCAUGGUUUCACCUGCCAUGAGAAGCAUGAUUUUAUUAAUGCAUUUUAUAAACACAUUUUAUGUCUGUUUCAUACUUGAAAGCAAGUUUAUUAUAUUUGAUCAAAGCAUUCUGUUUUAAAGAUUGCAACAAGUUUUUGAUAAAGAGCUUCUCACAUGUUUUCUAUAAGGAAAUACUUGGAAAUCUUACUAUGUGCUUCUCUUGGAUGUGGUUUAGCUGUGAUGCCCAGGCUGUAAGAAAGGACAGAGCGGUUUCCCUCCUCAGAACUUCUCAUCUGGCCACUCAUAAAAACCUCCCCAUUGGGAUUAUCUUGUCAUUUGUUCUCCUAACUUCUAUGAAGUUGCCUUCCCUUUUGACUUUUUGUUCAAUUGUGCUUUGUUUUAUUUUCAUGCUUUGUUGUUACAAUUUUGGGGGUCACAACUCUAAUAGCACAGACCUUGCUCUAAAAAUAGAAUGACGUAACAAAUGUGCUUCUUUGAUAGGGUCGUGUUCCUAAACAAGCUCAAGUAUAUAAUAGGAAAGAGGGCAGCAUAUUUAAAAUCAUGUGAAAAAUUAUUUUGCACAGGAGAGCUAUGUGUUUCCUGGUUGCAUCAUUAUACACACCUUCUCUGUUUUAAGACGGUUUAUCCACACUGAUUUAAAAUUUUAAAACCUAUCAUCAUCACUACUAUUGCUAUUUUAAUUUAAUUUUCUUCAUGUCAGUUGUUUACUGCAAAGCUCAAUGGAGUUUGCUGCCUUUUGUAAACAAUUAGCAUGACAAGCUUAUUUCCAGCUCUGCUGAGAGCGAGUGAGUCCUUGUGCUUAAACGGUUGAAGGAUAGAGGAGAUGUUCCCACUUAGUCCGGUUUACUGUAAACUUGUCUUUAUGAGGGGUACUGGCAAACUGACAAGUGUAACUUAUCCAGUGGUAGUAUCAAGAUGCAAAUGCUUUUGUUUCCUUUGAGUUUCAAUGUGCAUCUUUAACAAUGUUUCUGCGCUGCAAUAGUGAUGUUGGGUUUUUCAUUUUUCCAACUGCGUUAUAGCCACUGGCUGCUCCUCACUAUGUUUUAUUGUUUAGGUACACCGCUCACUUAUACAUAUGAGUAUGUAUACAUACAUUAAUAUACUAAAGCACUAUUAAUGUGCCACCUGUUAUUCUACUCGCUCAGCAUUUAUAUUAAAUGAUCUACUUAGAAUCGGCAAAAUGUUUUUUUUUGUUUUGUUUUCUGUCCACUUGUUGCCAACACAGACUUUAUCCUUUCCCAGACGAAGGACUUCUGUGCGCAUUGAUGUCUGUUCACUUAAUCUUUUGUGUUCAAACAAACAUGUUCUUUAUAGACUAUGCUUCCGAAGAAGACAAAAUGUUGUUCCUUUGGAAAGUUUCUUGUGUGUUAGAUUGUAUUGUAGAAAAUGUAACCGGAUUUAAGUUGUUUUUCCUCAAAGUGUGCUGUACUGGCUAAUAGUGUUCAGGUCUAAGAAUGGUGUUGGGGGAUUGUUUUCCUACUCAACUCCUAAAACAUUCAGGAUUUCUUUGAAAGGUUGGCCUUACAUUCUCCCACCAUGCCCCUCCAUGCUCUAGGAGCAUGAAGUGACAACAAUUUAACAGAAAUUGCUAUAUUGUUCUAUAGAAAUCUCUCAAAAUUGUGUGUAUUAUUUUGUAAGGCGAUGUCAUAGAUGAGGUGUAGUUUUCGGCAGUAGUUGAUUGAUUUUACUGGCCUUUGGUUCAUGGGGAAAAGAAGAAAGAGUAACCCUAAACUAGUUUGAGUUACUUCCUUUUUGAAGUGGGGGAGGCAAUUAUGAAAAGACCACAGGUCCCAAAUUUAUAGAAUGACUCUAUUUCUAAGUAUUGUUGUAUGUGGGUCCUGCAGUUUUACUGAACAAUGUUUAUCUUAAAAUAAUGCAUAUUCAAUUGUAGUUUACAAAACAACAUUAGCAACAUUACUCAGAGCUUUCAUUUUUCAGUGAAAUUGCUGCCUAGACCUACUUUCUCUGGCCUCUAUCCCAAUUUGACCUCUGAACUCUGUUACUGCUGUUUGAGGCUCACACUUAAAUCCCUGACUUUCUGGGGAAGUUCGCAGAUGGAUUUUUAUAUGAGUGCUCCCUUGUAAAAUAUCUCUUAAAUUAAGGUACAAGUUUGAUUUCAGCAAGAAGAAAGUUUUUAUAUGUAUAUUAUACUCCAUUAAGGAAUGUCUAGAAUUAUCUUCCUCCAAUGUGGAUGUAGCCAUUAUUACGCCAUUUUAUGACUUUGUAAGAGAAUUCACUGUGUGAAAAUUGGUCUGCAUUUUUGUAUAAUACAAUCUGCUGUUUUUUCUUUUGUUUGAUAAGAGAGGGAGGUCAAACUGGAAGUUUGAAGAAAGGAAAAAAUGAACCUGUGAAAUUGAAAUAACAAAAUGUAACUUAUGUGCAACAGUGAUUUUAAGCUGAGGGAGAAAAUAUUAAAUGAUAUUGCUAAUUCUGA
Messenger RNA from Periophthalmus magnuspinnatus, 6722 nucleotides. RefSeq names its product ring finger and CCCH-type domains 1b (gene rc3h1b). Gene Ontology annotation, molecular function: metal ion binding. The record is from RefSeq and is a predicted model, not a curated record. The transcript is spliced from 20 exons. NCBI's taxonomy places the organism in Eukaryota, Metazoa, Chordata, Actinopteri, Gobiiformes, Gobiidae. The coding region runs from base 324 to 3662 and encodes 1112 amino acids.